This is a messenger RNA of Ceutorhynchus assimilis (cabbage seed weevil), 2958 nucleotides long. Lineage: Eukaryota; Metazoa; Arthropoda; Insecta; Coleoptera; Curculionidae. The record is from the annotation of a GenBank genome assembly.
GAAAAAUUUUGAAAAGUUAUUUAUCAAAACAUAAACAAAAUGAAAAUUGUUUAAUAUUUUUUGUAUGGUACAUUGAUAUACGGUACACAGUAUUUUAAAUUUGAAGAAAAAAUACUCACAACUAACUUUAUUUAGAUCAUCAACAAAUAAAUAUGUUUUUAAGAAGAUUCUAUUUUCUUAAAAAUUGAAGAGAACAUAGCAAAUUUGGGGAUACUUGUGAACUCCGCUGAAAAUGAUACCUCCAUUAACUCCAGGGCAAUCUGAUAUAAAGCAAAAUUUGGUUGGAUGGAAAAACACUUUCAAUAUGCGACAAAUAACCCUCCUGGAUUUCGCCUCCUCCACUAACUUUGCAGUGAAAAAUGGAGUCAAAUCGCCAAAUCAAAACCAACGGAAACCAUCCAUUGGCAGUAUUAUGAGUGCCUCAAAAUCGUUGGAUUUAUUGAGAAGAAAUUUACAGACUGCUAUCAACAAAGAUAUUGAAUAUGUUAUAAAAAAAUAUCUUGAUAAAUUCUUCCAACCUGCUCUAGUCAACAUCAGAAAUAAUUUGGGACCUGAAAGUGUCACUGAUGAAAACGUGAGGGAUGUUUGUAAGCAAAUCUUGGAAGAAGCUAAAAGCAUUUAUGUUGCUCCUGCAAAACUUAAGGAAAAUUAUUCAUCUUGCAUAUGUAUCAAAAGUGAAGCUGACACAGAUUCAAUAAGUAGUAAAGUUCAUGAUUCAAAUACGAACACCAUGGUUGCUCAACAGUCAUCCAAAAGAAAAGAGUCUGAUUUGGAUCUUGAACAAUUUGCAUUAUCAGUAGCCACAAAACGGGCUAAACCGAAGCCAUUAUCAAAUUACUAUAACGACAAUAUGGGCUGCAAGUUUUCUUUGAAACGUGAUGGGCCAAAAUGGAAUCCUGAAAGAAUUAAGGCCGAAACAUUAUUUAUAAUGGGUUCUAGAGCCAAUAAAGUUUUGGGAUAUGGUCAAACCAGAGGGAGACUUUAUGUUCGCCAUCCCAAUCUUCUUCGCUACUGUGGUGAUCAAGACGACAAAGAAUGGUUGCAAGCCCAAAAUCUACUUCCAGCCAACGGAGGCAAAAUUUAUAUAAUGCUUCUAGAAGAUAUUAGGGAAUUAACGGAAAGUGAUGAAUAUAAAAACAAUCCAAACUUACAAUUACAUGAGCUUCAUGGAUUUGAAGCACCAAGAUUCAUGAAUAUAAAGAUCAAAAAUUUUCUAGAAUAUAUUAAAAACGAAAAGAAACUUGUUGCUGUUGUUGAUAUUGAUGAUGAUGACACAUCUAAUAAUGCCAUUACAAGUGAUGUACAGUUGACCAGCGUAGCUGAAAAAUCGGAUGCGAAUUUUUGGAAAACUUCCCAACUGAGACAACAAAUUGACUAUCCAAAUAUGUCUUCGGAUAUGAGUUCAUUGUCCAGUAGUGUUAUUUCCAGUAUAUUGGCAGGAACCUAUAGUCCGGUGAUUACUAACUUCAAUAAGGAUACUAGGGAUAAAAAGUUUUAGUUUGUAACUGCCAUAAAGUGAUUUAUUAUUGUUUAUACAGGGUUUUGAUUCAAUUUUUAAUUAUAUAAGUUGUUAUUUGGCUGAGUUCCAAAUUUAGAAAUACCUACAGCAAGAGCCUAUUUUUUCAAUACCACAUAAAACGAAUAUUUAGAUUUUAGAAGUAAAGUUGCAUAAAAUUUUAUAAAAUCAAUCAUAGGUAACAACCUAAAAGAAGCUAAAAGAAGUAUUCAUAGGAAUAAAAUGUCUGCCACCCUCACACAAACUACUGGGAAAAUUUGAGCAAUAUACAUAUGAGUGCAGAUAUAAACAAUCUCAUUAAAACAAAGUAAACUUAAUCCAAUAUAUGCAGCGUUUUUUGUUGAUGUAUAGUCAGCCAAUAAAGUAGUGUCGCGAAUUAAAACUUUACUACCUUCAAUUCAAUUUCAAUUUAUUGAUCAGUACAUAUAGAAAAAGUACAGGGCAGUCAUAAUUGCAUGUAUCACAAAUCAUACCUAAUGCUAUGCAUUAUAAUACAAUAAUACAGAAUACAGUAAUACAAUAAUACAAUAAUACAAAUACAAUGACAGCCCAGCAGGAAUACUGAAUACUGAGCUCACAUAAAAUCAUUGAGGUAAAAUUCUAAAACAUAAACUUUCAAAUAUGAUUUUUGGAUAAUUGAUAAUAAAAAAAUUACAUAAUUAUCUUAAAGGGUUUUUUUUUAUAGAUCGUUGAAUUUUUAAUCAGGUACCUAUAUUACUUUAUUGGCUGUACUUAUAUAUGGUAUUUAGUUCACAAGUUCGCCAUGUAAUACUGGACUUAGUUUCUGUUUUAUAACUUCAGUUUAUCUAUGAAGCGGUUCAACGAUAAUACAAAAUAAAAGAAUAGAUUAGUACAAGCGAGCAAGCAACCACUGUGGUUUUAAGUGAUUUAGCUUGAAUAGGUAUACUUGCUAAAAAAUAGCACUUGUGCUAGACAUGUUACUGCUAGACGAUUAAAGAUACAAAAUUGGUAUUCAAAAAUUUGAGAUCGAAUGAGUGGAAAAACAAGCUUUUAAAAAUUAAAUUGUUCUAGCCCUCUUUCCCUAAAAUAGGAAGACAAUUUUAAAAUUUCCACCGAAAGUAGGUCUUGUGAGAGUGGUAGGUAGUUGUUGCUUAAUAAGCGAUACAUUUAGUAAAUUGUUUUUCAAGCUGAAUGCUAAAUUUAUUACUUCAAUCUUAUUUAUUUCAGUUAAAUUCUUUAAGUGCCAAUAGCUCAACCUCAGUUAAGAACGCUCAGAUGCUAGUCACUAAUUAGAUAUUAAGAAAAAAAUUCUGUUAACAGAUUGAAUGAAGUUUUGAAUGUAGAUUAUUCAAAGGCAGAAAACUUUUAAAUUUAGAAUAAAUUUUUAAAGCUUCACUUUCAACUGUUGAUAUAAGCACUAUAGUCCUUGCUAUAAGAAAUUGUCAAACAACCUUACUGUUUUAGUGGUUAAUCAAUAAAAC